ACUGUGAUUGUCAUGACACUUACAACGCUUUUUGUGUGAAGUGUUUUUUCUGACAGCCUAUUAGGUAGUGCAUUGACAGUUUAUCGUGACAACAAUUUCAAGUGACGGUGCAAAUAUACAGUAGUCGGCAUGGCUGCUGUUACGCCUCGUGACAUCGAAGAUAUCAAGAAAAUGGUCAAAAAGAAACUGGAACUUUACAUAAAUAGGGAAAAGCGAGAAAAUCUCUUUGAUCCGUCUGGAGCAUGCAGAACAACAAGAAAAAUGUACAAGUAUGAUCUGAUGUACAAAGUGAUCAACUACGACGUAUUUGACAAACAAAGUCCUAGAUACAAAAACAGGAAGAAGAAAGGGAAACAUGAAACGCCAGUGGAAUAUGACCACAAGACCGAAAAAGACAAACAUAAAAAGCGAGAGUCUUCUGAAGGGGGCAAGAGUGAACCUAGAGGGGCGGAUGUGUCAGAGGAGUUUGAGAACAUGAUAUACCCCCAUCUAGAGGACACCACUCGUAGAGUAACGCUGUACAGGGAAGCGGACAGGAUCACCAAAUAUGCCAAUGAGGUCUAUGACAAAUAUAAUAUGGAACAUCUUCAGACGAUACACCACUUUCGGCCGAGUUCUGAACAGGACCACGUAAACAGGGGUCUUGAUUCAGGAUAUCUACACAACUAUACCCGACAUGUCGGAUCUAUCCUUCACGCCAAGACAUACGUCGACUUCUACAAGAAAGAAGGUCUACACACUGGCGACAAAAGCAAGUCCAAAAGACUACAGGAACUGCCAACAAAGAAACCAAAAGAGCCAGAAAGCGACAAACCAACUCCAAAAGAGGAAACAGAGCAGUAACAUGGUCAGAGAAGGGAGUUAACUCUUAAUUACAGCUUUUCAUAUUACAAUUAUGUUUAAUAAGAAAUAGCACUUAUCGUGCAAAGCUAAACCAUGAAAAAUAAAACCUUAUAUAAAUAAAGAUUAUACUGUCAAACAUGUUUAUAUGACUAUAUCUAUAUAUAUUACCUCUGUAAAGAGACCACCUGUGAUAAAAGACCGCUAAAAUAUGCUCCCAUCGUUGUGAUGUCAUCAUGAACUUAACCUGUAUUAAAAGGCCACGUCUGUUGAAAGACCACUUUUUGGAUAUCCCAAGGAUAGCCUCUCAAUACAAAUUUGACUGUUCUUUUGUUCAGACUAAUGAAAUCUGUUGGCAAGUCUAACUGUAAAAAUACCAUGAAAAUAUAUUUAGAUGGUAGAUUAUUAACUAUAUUUUUCAAAUUAUGUUUUUAUAAUAAUUCAAUUAUGAAUGUGAUAGUUAUCUUCUAUAUAUAUUUUUUAUUAAGUAUCUAAAAUUGAAUGCAUAUUUAUUAUACCCCAGCUUCGGCGAAGUCGGGGGUAUAUAGUGUUUGCUUCGUCCGUCCAUCCGUGCGUCCAUCCGUCCGUCUGAAAGGAUUCCGGAGCAUAUCUCCCGUACUAUUUCAUCUAUGGUUAUGAAUCUUGGUUUGUGGGUACAUGCAUAGAAGGUGGUGUGUCACGUACCAUAUGUAGGUCACUGUGACCUCUAAUGUGACCUCUGACCUACAUAAUGUCGUCAGUAAGGUUUCCGGAGCAUAUCUCCCGUACUAUUUCACCUACGGUUAUGAAUCUUGGUUUGUGGGUACAUGCAUGGAAGGCGGUGUGUCGCAUACCAUAUGUAGAUCACUGUGACCUCUACCGUGACCUCUGACCUACGUAACGUGAGACUUGAAGCAUAUUAACUCUUCACUUGAUUAUUCCAAUCCACAUGCCCAUCACUCCCACCAAUUUCUGAUCAAUCAAAGCUGGGGUAUUCACGAAGACCCCCUUCCAGUUACAUCUAGUUUAUUUUGGAAAUGAAAAAAAUAUUUAUUAUUUUAGAUAUGAAUUAAUACCUAUAUAUAAAUAUAAAAAGAAAUCAAAUUUUGAUUCCCUAAAGCUUUGAUUUUUUAGAUGUGGUUGGUAUUCAGCAAUUUUUUUUCUUCAAAAUUUGCACCCAACAUAUAGAUUGUUUUUGAAAUGCGUUUUUUUCAUUUAUUUAUUUAUAUUAGCGACAGCAAAUUCGUAGUGCUCUUUCUCUAAAUAAUUGCAAAUUUCAAUUACAAUCAUGUUACUGUACAAAUAUGCUCAUCCUUGAGAUGUAUUCCAUCAAAUACAUUCACAAUAGCUAAUAAUUUCUUAAGGAUCUCCGUACCAUUGCCAAAAAACUAUAACCGUGAAUUGGAAACUUGUUUACCCGUAAGAUAAAAACUUUUAUCAGUCAUUUCUGAAAUGAAAUCCAAACCUUGCAGAACGUCAAUGUAAGACUGAUAAAAUAAAAUACUAAAAAAAAUCAACAACAUUGUCCUGAAAGUACCACAAAUGUAAGGGGGCCAGAUGGUUCGAACCCUAGACCUCUGAUCUCAAUACGGUUGCUUUAACCAUGUGAAUUUCUUGAUCAGCACUCGUUCCUACGACCAGUUCCACUAAUGUAAUUCAGUAUUUAAAACGAAAUCAAGGGGAGGUAAUUUUUCAUGUAGGCAUGAACAACUGCAGUGGAACUCUCUAGUGUUUUGUCUGCAGUGGGACAGGGAUCCUUAAAUUGAGGGAUGAGAUUGCGAUAUAUUUCCUGUGAAAUAGCUCUUAUGAGAAAUGUAACUAUUGUAUUAUGUAAAAUACUAAUUGUAGAUGGGAGUCCAAUUUUAUACUGUAUUUGCAUCAUGCCAAAAUUGCAUGUAUUGUCAGCAUUAAAUUAGUAAAUAUAAAUGUCUUAACCAGUCCGUCCACGCCACUCCUACCUGCCAAUGAAAUUUUGUUGAAACCUAAAUACUUUAGAAUCUGUUGAACGCUUCAACACUAUUUUAUUUAUUGUUGCUGAGAGAAGUUGCUAUAGUCGUUCAUGUGAUUUCAGGUUUGUUUACAACAGGUAUGAACUAACAAAUGUACAGGUAGUUAAAUUCUUAAAGAUGUGAGUGUCUAGUAGUUUUCUUGUAUAAUACUUUUUUUGUUGAAUUGAGGAAUGUCUGAUAGGUACAUGUAACAACUAAAUGAUUACCUUUCAAAUAAAACAGUAGAAGAGUAAACACAAAAAAAACUUUUUUGUCCCCUUUAUCAAUAAGAUUUAAGCAUUUUUUCUUCCCAAUUUUAUUAACAAAAAUGCUAAAAUCUUUGAAAAAAAAAAAAAAAUCUUAUCAAAAAGCACAAUUUAAUUGCUUGAUAUUCCUAGUUAAUGCUUUAUGACAAGGAUUUAUAUGGGAAAUUAAGAGAAUUCAGCAUUUUUCAAGAAAAAAGAAUGAAGAAAAAUCCACAAUUUUGCCAGAUAACAAGGAAAACUAUUGAAAUAAGUGAAAUUUGAACUUGUCUAGGAACGAAGACUGAUAACAUUUUGAAAAAAAAAGAAUGGACAAGUUACAGGCUAACAGGUUAUACAUUGUUAUAUUUAGGUUUUAAUGAAGAAAUGUUUGUUGAUGUUGUGUUUUGUUAUGUUGUUAAAUACACUUAUAAGCAUGUAACUGUUAUAAGGUCUCACUUGUUAAAAUAGUUAAAUAUACUGUUAUUCAAAUUUUAUAUUUAAAUUGUAACUUGUGAUGGUGAAUGUUCUAUUUCUGUUUAAACAGAAUUUUGAGAUAUUUGCAAGUAUUUACAUGGCAUUUGAUAUAAUGUUUAGGGCCACUGGGGCCAAGUGGUUAAGGCGUCUGACAUUCUGCUACUGCUAGCCCUCUACCAUUGGGUUCAGAGUUUGAGACCUAUGUGGGGCAGUCGCCAGGUACUGGUCGUAGGUCGGUGGUUUUUCUUAAAUGACCAAAGAUGUUAAUAGGACAUAAAACACAAACAAACAAAAAUUUAGGUCACCUGAGGCACCCAUCUGUGGUGUGUCAUCCGUCGCAUGUAAACACUCAAAUUUUCUACUUUUUCUAAGAACCGAACUGUCAAAUUUUUAUGAAACUUGUUUGUUAUCAUCAGCCUGAGGUUGGGAUCAGAAUAUAUGCUCCAGAAGGGACUGACCACCCUGGGGACUUAGGCACAGGACCAUAAGAAGUCAGAGUGCAAAAUGUUCAAAAGACUUUUCCUCUGAAACGGACAGGUGGAUUUUCAUCAACGUUUUUCUUAAAAGAAGCCUUAGCUGAUGAGGUCCUUACUUUAAUCUGAUUUCUAUUUUUCUUUCUUUGGACAACUAAAAUGUUCAUUUUCCAUGUCCUCUUUUAUUGUUGACAUCAUUAUAACAAGCGAAAAUCUCAGCACCUUCAUUGCUCAUACCAAUAUACUGUUAAUUUGCUAAGACUUGUGACUUUUUUUAAUUCAAUUGCUAAAUGACGUAACAGUGAACCAACUUCUGGCUAUUUCUGAUGCUGUCCUUAACUCAGGUGACAGUUGGGGCCCUGUGGGCCUCUUUCUCAUAGAAAUGUCAGAGUACACAUUAACAAAAACUGAAAUCUAAAAACAGAUGGGUGGGAGGAAAGUACAAUUUUUAAGAAUAUAAAUUUUAUUGUUGUUUCUAUAACUGUAAAAACGAAAAAUGGAAAUGUUUGCCCUAAUUUCUUUUUCAGCCUUGACUGAAAAGUUAAAACUCAUUCAGAAAAUUACAUUUGAUCUGUCAAAGUAUUUGUUAUUAUAUGCAUGGUACCUGGUAAAUAUUAUAGUGAUACAGACGGCUUAGUGGUCUUAACAAAACAACUUCAAGGUUACAUAUUGCAGAGAUGUUGUUUAACAGUAGUUGAUAGAACAAUGUCUUGGCUGGGAUUUCAUAUCCACUCACAAAUUCAAUGGUCUAAAUUAAGAAUGGGUCUGAACAUUUUGGUGUUAUUUUAUUUGAUGGUUACUCUGUCAACCUUACUAGAAUUUGAUAUCAUUAAUGUUUCCUUUUUAUUGUUCCGUUCAAUUUGUUUUGGAAGCAAAUUUGGCAUUUGAAUAAGUAAGAUAUUCAUGAUGAGAAACCAUUUUGCAGAACAAUUUAUAAGUAUAAAAUGUAUAUACAGCAACGCUAACAGUAUUUAUAGGUAUAAAGUGUAUAUACAGCAAUGCUAACAUUAUUUAUAAGUAUAAAGUGUAUAUACAGCAACGCUAGCAUUAUUUA
Molecule: messenger RNA, 5053 nt
Organism: Mizuhopecten yessoensis (Yesso scallop)
Lineage: Eukaryota; Metazoa; Mollusca; Bivalvia; Pectinida; Pectinidae
Exons: 6
Coding region: 130-843 (237 amino acids)
Source: RefSeq, a predicted model, not a curated record